AUGACAACUAUAGAAGACUUCCAAUUAGGUGUGACAGCUUGUCUCCGGUCUUGGUCGGCUCUACGAACAGCAGUUGAAUCUGGUUGGGGAGGAGGCGAGCGAGAAAGUCAAACCAAAGCGGAGAAUCUUCGACAAAGUAUUUUGGAGCUAUUGGACGGAAAGAAACAUCCUUCUUCUUGCUCAGAGUACGAUAUUGCUGACAGCUUGGCAAUAUACAUGGAAGAGGAAUUCUCUGUAACACUGGAAGACAACUCGGAGCAGCAGGUUGCGGCAAUGAUUGUCAAGAUGUACGAGGGUUUAUUCCAAGGUGAUGGAAGACUGUGUCAGCAAAUACUGUCCAGUGCAGAUGGAGCCAUUGCUUUCAACACUCAGUUUCCAGUUCAAAUCCAAACUACUGAACAUGAUGAUGAAGAUGAUGAGAAUAUGACGGACGCUACAGGGGACGCAGCCAAUGCUUCCAUUACUCCUCCGCCAUCGGCUAUUUCACAAGCUAACAGGCUUGAUGAACCCCUUUUUGGUGCUCCAAGGCAGCCGAAGCCUCAACUUGCACCAGUGCGACAAUUGGGAGAAACAUCAUCUCCGGAACCAGCUGUUGAAGUAGACGAUGACGGUUUUGCUCCUGUUAAACCAAAAGGAAGGAAAAGGAAGUAG
Molecule: messenger RNA, 651 nt
Organism: Cylindrotheca closterium
Lineage: Eukaryota; Bacillariophyta; Bacillariophyceae; Bacillariales; Bacillariaceae
Source: the annotation of a GenBank genome assembly